Messenger RNA from Colossoma macropomum (tambaqui), 1499 nucleotides. RefSeq names its product zinc finger CCHC-type and RNA binding motif 1 (gene zcrb1). The transcript is spliced from 8 exons. Gene Ontology annotation, molecular function: zinc ion binding; RNA binding. Gene Ontology annotation, cellular component: U12-type spliceosomal complex. The record is from RefSeq and is a predicted model, not a curated record. Gene Ontology annotation, biological process: mRNA splicing, via spliceosome. NCBI's taxonomy places the organism in Eukaryota, Metazoa, Chordata, Actinopteri, Characiformes, Serrasalmidae. Bases 162 to 818 code for a protein of 218 amino acids.
CUUUCCGGUGCUGCUGUGGAGAGGAUGCUAACGCUGUGGCUCCAGUAGCUGUGGUAUAUGUGUUCAUGUGAAUGAUGUGCCUGUUUUCACUGGGAUGCUCGUUAUCUUCAUAUAGCUACACACACUUUGACCUAACGCUGUAGCUGUUUGUUCGGUGCAACAUGAGUGGCGGCUUAGCACCAAGCAAAAGCACCGUUUAUGUUUGCAAUCUUCCCUUUUCUUUGACCAAUAAUGACUUGCAUAAGGUGUGCACUAAAUAUGGAAAAGUUGUUAAGGUGACCGUUGUGAAGGAUAAACAGACACGGAUGAGCAAAGGCGUUGCGUUCGUGCUGUUUCUGGACAGAGAGUCUGCCCAUAAUUGUGCUCGAUCACUAAACAACAAACAAUUGUUCGGUAGGACAGUGAAGGCCAGCAUUGCCAUCGAUAAUGGAAGAGCUGCUGAGUUUAUUCGGAGGAGAAACUACUCGGACAAGUCCAGGUGUUAUGAGUGUGGUGAGGAUGGUCACUUAAGCUACUCAUGCCCAAAGAAUUUGCUUGGAGAAAGAGAACCUCCCCCAAAAAAGGAAAAGAAGAAGAAGAAAAAGAUAAAGCACACUGAAGAAGUUGAGCCAGAAGAAAGUGAAGAUAAGGGAGAAGACCCUGCACUUGACAGUUUAAGUCAGGCAAUUGCUUUCCAGCAAGCUCGAAUCGAGGAGGAAGAGAGACAAAGGAAACAGGCCACUGCAGACUCGAGCCAGGCUUCCACGUCAGAGGACUCUCAUAAACCCAGGAUCAAAAAGAGCACCUACUUCAGCGAUGAGGAGGAGCUCAGUGACUGACGAGUAUUUUGAUGUUCUUGAGAUGCAGUGAGGUUAUACAUCAGACAAAACUUAUAAGGAGCUUCCUCAAAGGCUUAUCAAGGUGAUGGAGGUGAAAUAUCAUUACGUUAUUUUGUCACUUGGUGCAGUUCAAAGCUGUAGUUCAGAACACCUCAGCUUGGUUCCAGUGGUUGCAGGUAAUAUGAUAUUUUCUCACUUCUAACUUAUGUAUCACAUGUACAUUUUUCUUCAUUAUUAUUAAUAGUAGUAGUAGGAAUAAUUAAGGGAAAGUAUCUAAUUGUGAUUUUUCUGGUCAUUGUUACAAUUGCAAUUUAUUUAGAGAUUAUUAAAAUAAGCUACAGGCCUGUUUUUUGGAAAGAAAAACAGCAUAUCCACUUUUUCUGCCUUAAGGCUUGCUAAACAUAGAGCACAAGACUGUUAGUUAUGAGUGUGUUAUGUACACAGCAUGUGGAUAUUUGGUUGCUGACUGAUCUAACUCAACGUAGUGCAGUUCACAAACUCUGUGUUAUUAGGUUAAAUUUACCCACUUAAAAUUGAAGACGUUGUUAAUAAUACAGGCUAUAAUUUUAGAAUUGAAACUGCAUGUCAAAAUUGCACCCCUUCAAUCCCAGUUCCCAAAAAGUUGGUACAAAUGCAAAUAAAAACAGAAGUAAGUGCUUUGAAAAUCCCAUUUGUCCUGUC